Molecule: messenger RNA, 2702 nt
Organism: Colossoma macropomum (tambaqui)
Lineage: Eukaryota; Metazoa; Chordata; Actinopteri; Characiformes; Serrasalmidae
Gene: tdg.1
Product: thymine DNA glycosylase, tandem duplicate 1
Exons: 11
Coding region: 307-1641 (444 amino acids)
Biological process (GO): base-excision repair, AP site formation
Cellular component (GO): nucleus
Molecular function (GO): mismatch base pair DNA N-glycosylase activity
Source: RefSeq, a predicted model, not a curated record
AAGGCUAAAUAAAAAAAUAGCGCCACAUGAAUGAUAAGUAAAAAGCACAUACAUUUGUAGACAUACAUCUUUCACUGCGCUAGAAAAGGGAAGUGCAGAAUCGGGUGUUUCUUUAGUUGUACAAAUCGUAAAUGCGUUGAUCCUCGAACCCCCCACAAUCUCUCAUUGGUACGUUCCAGUGCCAAGUUGCUCUUCGGCUGUGUGCGGGUCUUUGUUGCCGUCAUCAGGAUUUGUUUUGCUAGGAUUAAAACUAUAAUUUUACUGGAUUAGUAUAGUUUUCGGUUGAAAUCAUAACGUACCCUAAAGAUGGAUGAAAGGAGUUACGGAUCUUUGCCUCAUGCCCCCUCGGAUUAUGUCCAACACUGGGUUCAGUCAGCUCAGCAGCAUCUCCAGGCACUUCACGCUCAGUACUCUUAUAUGGCUAAUGGUAAUGCCGCCCAAUACAUGGAGGGACCCAGGGAGGAAGGGGUCAUGGCACAGAUGCCUGUACAGGAACAGAUUCCUGCCCAGCUGGAACCUGGUGCUCCACAGAAAGCUCCUGCCAAAGGGAAGAGGGGUAGGCCAGCAAACAAGGAGCCCAAGGCCAAAGCUGAGCCCAAAGCUAAAUCUGAGCCCAAGGCUAAACCUGGUCCGAAGCCUAAGAAAGCCAAGGUGGACAAAAAUGGCCAGCCUGCUGAAGGAACACAAGAGAAGAUUGAUGAAACGUUCAAGAAAGUUAAGAGGAAAGUGGACCGCUUUAAGGGCAUGACAGAAGAGGAAGUUAUGAAAAAGACACUGCCGGAUAUUCUUGCCUACAACUUGGAUUAUGUAAUUAUUGGAAUCAAUCCAGGGUUAAUGGCAGCAUAUAUUGGAAGAUGGUUCCCUGGACCUGGAAACCACUUUUGGAAGUGUUUGUUCCUGUCUGGGUUCACUGAGCAGCUACUAAACCAUAUGCAUGACCAGUCUCUCCCUGAGAAAUACGGCAUUGGCUUUACAAACAUGGUAGCCAGAGCGACACCAGGAAGCAAGGAUCUCUCAAGUAAAGAGCUUCGAGAGGGUGGCAAAAUUUUAGUGGAGAAGAUUAAGAAGUUCAAGCCACUCAUAGCAGUUUUCAAUGGAAAAUGUAUUUAUGAGAUGUUCUGUAGAGAGAUAUUUGGGAAAAAACCCAAAACCUUGGAAUUUGGCUUGCAGCCUCAUAGGAUUCCAGACUCGGACACGGCGUUGUACCUGAUGCCCUCUUCAAGCGCCCGCUGUGCCCAGUUCCCUCGAGCUCAGGAUAAAGUGCACUUCUACAUCAAGCUCAGAGAACUCAGAGACCAGCUGAAGGGAGUAGCCAAGCCCAAAGAGGUGGAGGAAGUCAAUUACUCCUUUGAUCUUGGCAUGGCCAAAGAGGAUGCCAAGAGGAUGGCCAUUAAGGAGGAGCAGUAUGAUCCUGGCUACGAGGCUGCCUAUGGAGGGGCGUACGGUGAACCUGGAUUCGAGGAAGGCCAAAGUAAUGGCCACUGUGCCUUCUCUUCUGGAGAGACAGAAACAGCAGAAAAAGACCCUAGAAAUCCUAACACAGUGGGCCAGGUUCCAGAGGGCCAGUGGAUGAACGAAUCAUUUACUGACAAGAUUCCAGACAUCAGCAGCUCUACGCAAGCUCAGCCCGGGGCUGUAUGAGCCUCAGUUAGAGACUUCAUGUGCAGCCUUAUAGACAGAGCUCCUGUGUUCAUCCUCAGCUGAGACACAGUGCCUCUCACCAGCUUCAUCCAAUUCAGGAGUCCUCAAGGAGUCCACCAACUCUUCCUGCUGACUUAUUGCAAAGUUUGUUACGUUAGACAUAGAAAGCAACUACAGUUGCUGGGUGCAUAACUCGCUCAGCAGACCUGGAUGGCAAGAACGGGUUUAAGUAAUGGAGGCGGCUGCUUAAGCUUACACACAAGGAGAAAUCAGUUGCUGCUCCUUUUAUAAAGAAACUGUACCUCAGUCUUUCAACUGAAGACCAUUAGCAUGAAACACUCUUCGUCUUUGAAGAGACACACAAUUAUUAUUAUAAUUUUUUUUUUGCAAUGAAUUUAAAGUAGACAUUUUAGGAAGUAGUAUUUCUAUGGAACUGUUUUGUUUUUUAAUUUUAUGUCCAAAACAUUUUGGUCAUCUUUGUUUAGUGAGUGAUGAUCAGCACUGCUGAAGUUUUUAUGCUUUAUGUGAUAUCAGGGACUGAUACUUGAUUUUAUUAUGCGAGGACAGUGUGUAAUUUGAUUUGUUUGGAUAUAAUUCCUCCUUUUUUUUUUCUUGUGCAAAAUGUUUGCACACAUUCUGCUCUGCGUAUAUGUUACAUGGGAACAGUCAGGAUUAUGAGUAACAGCAUUUUUUGUUGACAGGGAUAUAGUGUGAUUGAGUAACACAGAUGAAAUUAUCAAAACAAUGGUGCCACCAAUUCUGAUAUAAAGGUACAUUUUAGAAGAAGACUGCAAUUACUGGUAGUGCCGGUAUUUGUGAUAUUGCGACUAAGAAUUUAUUAAGUGUCAAAGACAACCACUCAGCCUUCUUAAGUACUGUAAAACACCAUGAUUAUGACACCUGAUGCAGUGUGAAUUUUAAGAUUGAAAACAGUCAACGUACUGUGCUUUUACUGUUUAUAUGAAACACUAUUGGUGCUAUUUUGUUACUCUUCUUGUGAACAUUAUUAAUGUUUUUUCUUUGUUUUUUCUGUUUAUUAAAACUGCAUUUCAUUUAACUUA